UGGAGUGAGGAGUUGGGGUGCCACGUGCCUCACUCCACGCGGGCAGAAGGUAUUGCUGUUUUGGAUAGUAGUGGUGCGCGAGCGACGCAGCUGCGGGUCAGGUUCAGUUAACGGGCUUAUUUCCUGCCAAAGCCGAGAUAACGCGGAGCGACUGAACAGGAAGAAAAGAGUGACGAUAACAGAACACCAGGAGAAAGGCGUUUCAUCGACGAGUCUUCUUCGCGAAGCUCCCUUUUCCGCCACCGGUGCCCCCCUGCUCUUGAGGCUGUGGUAUGAGCCUAUGUGGCAGGAAGGCGCUAACGUUGCUGAGCAGCGUGUUCGCCGUCUGCGGCCUCGGCCUGUUGGGGAUCGCCGUGAGCACCGACUACUGGCUCUACUUGGAGGAGGGCGUCAUCCUUCCUCUCAACCAGAGCACCGAGAUGCGCAUGUCGCUCCACUCUGGUCUGUGGAGGGUUUGCUUUUUGGCUGAGAAACAACCGUCCAGACAAGUGUUGUCCCAGAGUAAACCAGGAGAGGAGAAUGGACGGUGUUUUACCAUUGAGUAUGUGAUGCCCACUAAUGUGCAGAUGACAUCUGAGUCCACUGUUAGUGUACUCAAGAUGAUUCGCUCUUCUACACCCUUUCCUCUGGUCAGCCUCUUCUUCAUGUUCAUUGGUUUUGUACUCAGUAAUAUCGGCCACAUUCGACCACAUCGCACCAUCUUGGCCUUUGUUUCUGGAAUCUUCUUCAUCUUGUCAGGUCUGUCUUUGGUUGUUGGUCUGGUGUUGUACAUCUCCAAUAUUAAUGAUGAAAUGUUGAACAGGACCAAAACUAAUGAGGCUUACUUCAGCUACAAGUAUGGAUGGUCAUUUGCGUUUGCUGCCAUCUCCUUCUUGCUCACUGAGACGGCAGGUGUGAUGUCAGUGUACCUGUUCAUGAAGCGUUACACAGCAGAGGAAAUGUACAGGCCCCAUCAGGGCUUCUACAGACCUCGUCUCAGCAACUGCUCAGAUUACUCCGGUCAGUUCCUCCAUCCAGACGCUUGGGCCGGACGUGGUCGCAGUCCCUCCUCCAUCUCCUCCGAGGCCUCACUCCAGAUGAACUCCUCUAACUACCCUGCCCUUCUCAAGUGUCCAGAGUAUGAACAAAUGUCCUCCUCACCCUGCUGAGGCAGAUGAGGCGCGGUUGUUUCACUGAUGGGGUCUUUUUGAGCUGCCUGAAUUUUGACAUAAAAUUAUUGAAUAAUUUAAUAUUAUCCAGCUUGAUCUUUCCGCUUCAGCUGUUUGAACUAUCUUUACCCUCUCUACCAUUAAUUUUUUUAAGCAGUUUUUGAUUUUGUAGAGAGCAACAGUAAACUGAAGACUGUACAACAAGUGACAGAGGAAAUAGUUUUACCUGGUUUUACUUUUAUUAGCUUUUUCUCAAGUUUUUUCAUGAAAGCUGGCUGCCACCCUCCUAGCUCUAGGUAAGAACUGGAUCAGUAGGCUCUGUAUAUGUAAUUAUUGUAUAAUCUGCAGGUUUUUCCUCAAAUGCAAACAUUUUACAUCGACGUAGUUUCACAUAGAAACCAGCAGCUAAUCAGAGGAAUCACAUAGUGUAGCUGGAUGUGCUUCAAGCAUCCCGGGUUCUUGUUCUGAGAAAAUGUUUCCUCACUCUGAUUCUCUGAUCAUGUGAUAACUGAGCAAAUAGCGUGCACUUGCCAUUCAUAAAGGUUAACAGGGUUCAGAAAAUCGGCUAAUAGGGUUCAGAAAAUUGCUUCUCAUUUAUUCUAUAAAUGGUGCAUGUGCAACAGCGGUAUUAGUGUACACAAGCAUUACAUGCUCACAUGCUCAGUUGUUUCUAAUUAAAGUAGCCUCAACUGCAAAGCGUUGCACAUUUUGUUGCCAUGUACUUGUUUGUAAUCACAUCACAGUUGUUUCAGACGUGUUCAUGUGAAGGCUCUAAAAUUCAGCUUUGAACAUUUUCAUGUUCAAGUGCAGGCUUAAGGUUAUGAAACAGCUGUGAAUCACAACUGCUCAGAUAAUUUUACUGAUGUUCCAUCUUAUAAAUAAACAGUUAAAAGAUGUAUUUGUUGGGUCCAAUACAGCUGGUAUUUGACAUUUUUAUAUGACUUUUAGUUGAUUUUCUCCAUGUCUGUACACCGAAUAAGAACCGUUUGUUGUUGUGAAGCCAUGAGAGUUUUGUAAACUUUUUAAGCACUAUCAGGAAUAUGUCAUUAUUUUGUAUUUACACAUAAUAUUAUUCAUUUUCAAGCUUGUUCGCAUUGGUCCAUCUAAGAAAUGUAAAUGUUGACAUCAAAGGAAGGGUUUGCAUUAUAGGUUGCUUGUUCACACAUGUGAGAUACAUUAUUUAAAGGCCUAAAUACGAACAUGCUAAUGGCUAUAGAAACUGAGUGUUUUAUUGUACAUAGGAAACAAACUAAUGCUUUAUACGCACUCAUAUCUCGUCAUGAAUUACAUACAGGACUGCGUCACACCGGCGAACUUAACUAUCCAUAUAUAAACAACCCUUUUACUCAAAGAGGACCUAUAAUUAAUUUGUGCACUUAUUAGUUUUGAAACAAAUAAAACAAGAAGGAAGCAAAAAUAUCAGAAAGGCAACAGUGUUUGAGUGUUGCUGCUAACUUAGAGUUAUAAACUAUUAGUUUAUAAGAGAAUGCCAAAGGGGAGAAGUUGAAGUUUGAAGUUUCUACUUGGAUGUAGAACGAGUCAGUCAGGUUGUAUUAAAUACCAUUUUCAGAUGGGUUUAUUGUGAAUGUAAGAUGUGCCAAGGAGAUGCUGCUAAGUGGGAUGUUUCAGCAUAUAGUGAAAUACCUCUCCUAUAGAGACACUUCAACCAAGUUCUGUAAGCAUAUUUGUUUAUUUCUCCCUCAAAAAGAAAGAAUAUUCUUAUAUGUUAACAAAUGCACCGCAGUCCUGAGUGUGCCAAGGAAGACACUGUAUCCAGGUUAAGCACCAGUGUAUUGAAUAUACACAUUUCAUGCAGUAUAAGUGUAAAAAAACAUAUUACAUAGCUGCAUUUUGUCUUGUUUCGAUAAUUUUGUGUUAGUUUGACAUAUAAAUAAAAUUUUACUUAUUGUCAGUAUAUGGUGUGAGCUCCACGUGAUAUUAAUGCAUGCAACAUUUCAUCACUGGAUCACAUUGUUCCACCUGCACAAGUACAUAAAACUAACAAACACAAACUGUGCCAAGUUAAACUUUCACUCUUUGAAACUACAGUAUACACACCCAUUCUAUUUUGUUUAUUUUAAACACUGUAAAUAUAAAAUCAUCUAUAUGUGUAUAGAUUUUUUUUGUAUAGACAUCUAUUCAUGUAAAAACUGGUUGUUUUAUUGUUGGGUAGACUUACUUGCAGUAUAUUUGACAGCUGCUUUGCCUCCUGCUUCACAUUGACAGUGUGAGCUUUUUCAUAUUGUUAAGCUUACAUUAAUGCAAAGUAUCCCAAAUGGUGUCAUGAAAUGUUAAUAUAUGUAUUUUUACAUUCAGUCAUAUUCAUGAUGUUAGAUGUGCAAUUGACGGUGUGUUCUCU
This is a messenger RNA of Pelmatolapia mariae (spotted tilapia), 3507 nucleotides long. Its product is annotated as voltage-dependent calcium channel gamma-5 subunit. Gene Ontology annotation, cellular component: postsynaptic density membrane; AMPA glutamate receptor complex. Gene Ontology annotation, biological process: transmission of nerve impulse; neurotransmitter receptor transport, postsynaptic endosome to lysosome; calcium ion transport. The transcript is spliced from 7 exons. The record is from RefSeq and is a predicted model, not a curated record. Lineage: Eukaryota; Metazoa; Chordata; Actinopteri; Cichliformes; Cichlidae. Gene Ontology annotation, molecular function: voltage-gated calcium channel activity; channel regulator activity. Bases 273 to 1148 code for a protein of 291 amino acids.